Messenger RNA from Dictyostelium purpureum, 5289 nucleotides. RefSeq lists its product as uncharacterized. Gene Ontology annotation, cellular component: endocytic vesicle; cytosol. The record is from RefSeq and is a predicted model, not a curated record. Bases 1 to 5289 code for a protein of 1762 amino acids. NCBI's taxonomy places the organism in Eukaryota, Evosea, Eumycetozoa, Dictyosteliales, Dictyosteliaceae. Gene Ontology annotation, molecular function: small GTPase binding; guanyl-nucleotide exchange factor activity. The transcript is spliced from 2 exons. Gene Ontology annotation, biological process: vesicle-mediated transport; regulation of GTPase activity.
AUGGGCGAUAUAAUAUUAAAUGUGUUCGAAUUGGUGGAUAAAAGGCUAAACAGGCUAAAGGGGUUAAAAGCAAAUACGUUACUGGAUUGCGAGUCAUUGCUGUCACAAUAUAAAAAGAUUAUAGAAAUUUUAUUAAAUGCAAAAAAGCUUUUAGAAAAAGAUCCUGAUGAUCCGUUGGCUAUACAGAAGAAUUUAAUUCAGGUUGCCCUUCGUUUAGAUUUAGCAGAGAAAGAAGAAAAAUUAGUUCAAACCAAAAUAGAUAAUAAAGAUUAUGAUAAUUCAAUGGCAACAUCUAUAUUUUCACCAAAUAGUUCAUUGUCACCUAUAAUGUCACCCACCUCAACUUUAAAUCAACCAAUUUCACCUUCUUUAUUAUCAAAUAAUAUUAAUAAUAAUAAUAAUAAUAAUGAUACAAUAAAUAGUAAUAAUAUAUCAACUAAUUCACCAGUUUUUACAUCAAAUAUUAUUAAAAAUGAUUCACAAAUUGAUCCAUUAGUUAAUCAAAUUUUAGAAAAUAAUAUAAUUACCACACCACCUUCCGAAUCUGCAAUACCUUUGAUAGAAUCAACUAAAGAUAAAGUUAAAAAAGAUGAGAAUUUUCAAUUGGACGCAGCUGAAACAAACAAUAAAAAUAUUAUGACAUCACCACCAUUACCUUCAAAACAUUUAAAUAAUAAACCGAUUAUAUCAAAGAAUAAACCUCCAUCUCCACUUUUAAGUAAUGUUGUAAUAGAUAAACCAAUAAGCCCUAAGAAUAGAGAUUCAGAGAAAAAAAAUGAUGAAAACUUAACAGUUAAACAAAAGAGCGAAAAAAUAACUCAAAUGCUAAUGGAACAACAUUAUUUAAACAAAAAAGCUCCAUCUUCUUAUAAACCAGGUGAUAUCGUUUUUUCAUAUAAAGAAGAAUUAUAUAAAAAUAUUUCAAAUAAUAAUUCUAAUGAUAAUAGUAAUAUUGAUAAUAAUGGUAAUAAUGGUAAUAAUAGUAAUAUUGAUAAUAAUAAUAGUAUAAAUGGUAAUAAUAUGGAUACAUUACAAAAUCAAACUAUAUCAGUUGAAACAGUGGUAAUAACAAAAGAAAAAGUUAAAAGAGAAAAUUCGCCAAUAACAGUUAGUAGUGAUGAUAAUAAUAGCACUAAAGAGGAGGAGAAAGAGGUUGUUUUCAAAGGAAAGAGAAAGAGUAGAUCAGCUAUUAGCUUCCCAUCACCACCAUUAGAUUCAAUUCAAGAGCCAUUACAACUAUCAGAUCUUUCAUCAAUCCCACCACUUAAAAUUAGCAAUGAUAAGGUUGAAAAGCAAACAAAUGAUAUUCCAGGUAUAGAGAUAGUCGAAGAAAAAGAUCAAAAAGAUCAAAAAGAUCAAAAAGAUCAAAAACAAGAUCAACACCAAGAACAACAGGAACAACAACAAGAGCAAUCACAAGAACAACAAAAACAACAAAAACAAGAGCAACAAGAAGAAGAACAACAACAACAACAACAACAACAACAACAACAACAACAACAACAACAACAACAACAACAACAACAAGAACAACAACAAGAAUCACAAGAACAAAAACCAAGAUUAUCAAUUAAAGAGGAAAUUAUAAUUAUUAAAGAAACUAUUGAACAACCAAAAGAACAAGAUAUUUUAGAGAGUCAAUCAAUCAAAAAAGUAGAACCAAUUGAAGAAAAACAAAUAAAUAUUGAAAUUACAAAGGAAACUAUUGAAAUAAAAAAAGAACCAUUAAAUUUAAUUAAAUCAUCAUCUAGUGAAAAUAAAGAUGAAAAAGUUAUAUCAAGCUCAUUAGUUGAUACAUUUUUACUUAGACAUAGAUUUGGUACAUCAUCAACAUCAGAUUUAUCAAUUUCGCAAUUUAUACAACCACAUUUCUCAUCAGAGUCAGUAAUUUCAUCUUCAUUACCAAGCUAUGGUCAUCAACCACUACCACAAAGCAGCAGCAGCCAUAAUAUUAUAAGUAGUAGCUAUAUAAACAGUAGUAAUGGAAGUUUAAGUAGCUCUGGUGGUCAUUCAAUUGGUAUUAGAACUUCGCAACAAAAAAUUUCACAAAAACUAAAACUAGCUAAACAAAAUCCAAUAAUUAGAAAGCAAUCAGAUACUAAAAUUGGCCAUGCUAGAUCCAAUAGCAAUAAUUCAGUUCGUCGUUCUGAUGGUCUCAUUAAUUCGAGUAGUUCAAUAGUAUCUUCAUCUUCAUCUAUUUAUACCGAGAGUAAUUUAAAUGAUAGCGGAUCAAAUCAAACCUCUGUUAAUAGUAGUUCAAAUGGAAUAAAUAGUUUAAAUAAUUCUAUAAAUAAUAAUAACAACAAUAAUAAUGGCGAUAAGUUUUAUGGUGUUGGAGCUAGUAUUUCUGAAAAUAUAAUUGAAGAGGAAAUUAGUGCAAAUAAUUUUAUUGGCCAAGGUGAAAGAUUAGCAUUACUUCAAUCAUUAUUAAAAUCAGAAGAGUUAACAAAUAAUGCAGAGAAUAAAGUUAUCGAUGAAAUCAAUAGAGUUACUAGACAGAAAUCACAAGAGCUUUAUCAAUUAGUUUGGGAAGUUAGACAUUUAGAUAAAUCAAUUGCUCAUAUUUUAAAUAAUAGAUUACAAAUUUCAGAUAUUUCGGAUAUUGGUUUAAUUCCAGAUUCAAACACAAAUCAACAAAAUUAUAAUUCAUCCUCAUCAACAGUUAUAGAAUUAUCAAGAGAGUUAAAAUUUACUUUAGAGCGUUUAGUAAUCUUGUUAAGAACCGAACCAUCAAUUCUUCGUGAUACUUUAUAUAGGGCUGGUUAUUUGGGUGAAAAUGUUGACUCUAGUUUCAAAGCAUCCCAUACCGAUCUAUCACAGGCCAUUGUAUUCUCAUUAUUUGGUAAUUGUUUUACUGCCACAGAUGAAAAACUUUUACUUUUAACAAUUAAAUCAAUAACAGAAAUUGAAUUUAAAAUUACAAUGGAAAAGAAAUCAUUUGGAAUUCAUGAACCAUUUUGCUUUACUUUAUUAUCCACCUAUUUAAACUAUACAUAUGGUAAACCUUAUUUAAUUUCUGUACUUAAAGAUAUUGUAGUUUCAAUUAUUCAAGAUCAUAAUCUUAAUCUAGAAAACGACCCACAAAAGAAAGCAAUGUUGGCCUCCAUUGGUAUUGUCGAGGAUGAACCAUUAAUUGAUCAAAAUGUAUUAUUACAACAAUUUACUGGCGAGUUUUUAAAAAGAGUUUGUGCUUUAUCAAGUUCAAUCCCAUAUGCCCUUAGAUGGAUAAGUAAAAUUAUUAUUCAAUUAUGGCGUCAACAUAUUAAAUCCCAACGUCCAGUUGGUUUUAUCCCAUCAGAAAUGUCAAAUAUGAGGGAUAGACAAGAAGAAAAAGAAUAUAUUAUUAGAUUGGUGUUUGAAAACUUUUUUAUCCCUGCAAUUAUCAGACCUGAUCAUUAUGGUGUUAUUUCAGGUUUAACUAUCAGUCAAAAAUCAAGACACAAUUUAAUUCAAAUUGCUAAAAUGGUUUUAGAUUUCCUUCGUAAUCCCUCAUUAAUUCCAAGAUGGUUAAAUGAAAGUAUGGAACUAGAUUGUAUAUUAAACGAAUACUUUGUUGAUUUAAUUCAAGUAGAAGAGCCAGAAGAUUACUACCACAGACCAGUAUUUGAAUUAGAAUUGGGUCAAAAUCUAUUAGUAUCGUCAACAGAUCUCUUUAUAAUUUUAGAAUUAAUUUAUCAUAAUGGUCCAAAUAAUUUAAGUAAAAGCAAUAGCGAUUUAGAAUUUACCAAUGAAAUUCAGAUAAAUAAUAUAAAUAGUAAUUUAAAUAACAAUAAAAAUAUAAAUAAUGAUGAUAAUGUAGAUCCAAAUAAUAUAAAUAAUAGUGAAACCCAACAACAACAACCAUUAUCACCAACAAUUACUUCAAAACAUAUUAAAGUUGAAUUUAAUUUAGAAGAAAUAUUAUUACAAAAUGAAGUUAUUGAAAUGAUAAAGACAGUUCAACCAGCCUCACAAUUACAAGAAGGUAUGAAAUUUUUAGUUAUUAAUGUAGUUAGCAAGAAUGGUGGUAAAUCGGAAAGUAAAAUUUUCCAACAAGCAUCAGCACAUUGUAUUAAAUUAGCCAAAGCAAAUCUUACAUUAGCUCUUAGUGUUUUAAAUUUUAUUUGUGGUUACAGUAAAUCAAAUAAUGUUUGUGAGCUUUUACUUAUGCAAUGUGGUAGAAAUAGAUCAAUGGAGUUAAAUAUUUUAGAGGCACAAAUCGAGGAAACUAUCCGUUCACUUUGGGCUUUACCAGAUAAUUAUAAACAAGAGGAUUAUAAAGUAUUAUUAGACCAUAUGUUUGAAGACUUCUAUAAACGUGAUAAAAAGAGAAAUUUAGAAAAGCAAUUAAAAGUAUUAUAUUUAGAUCAAUUACAAAGACACAGUGCCCAGAUUGCUGCUCAAAAGAAAAUCAAUAUCGAAUUUUUAACAAAUCAAAAGUUCCGUAAAUUUAGAGAUAAAACUUAUGAUAGAAUGCAAGCAGAGUUUGUUGGUUCUUUCAUGUCCAAAUUUAAUAGUCAUACUGGAUAUUGCUCAUGUAUACCGGGAUUAGAUAGUUCAAUUAGCUGCCAAACUUGCUCACUGAAAUCAAUUAUGAUUAAAUCUUUUAUUCAAAAAACAAAGAAUGAAAUGACUAAUUCAAUAUGGUGGAAUUUAUCAAACACUACAGAAGAUGAAUUAUUUAUUGCUUCAAAUAUUUUAGAAAGAAAUCUUUUAACUCAAAUUUAUAACUUUACCUUUAAUGUUUCAAUGGAGGAUAUCACCUUUUCAAAUGAUUUAAUUUCAAAAUUCUCACUUGUAGAUCACAGCCUAUUAAUUAACGAAAAGUUUUCAAGUCAAGCUCCAUGGGAAUUAGCUCAAGAAGAAAUUAAAAAAAUUAAUUUAUAUAAAUCUCCACAAGAUAAAAUGAAAUGUAUUAUAGAUACAUGGAAUAUAAUUUUUAAUUACACAAAGCCAUUUGGUAAUAGUGGUCCAGAUGAUUUCCUACCAAUUAUGGGUUAUGUUAUUAUUAAAGCAAGACCUGAAAAUAUACUAUCAAAUAUUCAAUAUAUACAAUUAUAUUCAGAUUUAAGUGAUGAUUCAGAAAUCUGGUUUAUGAAUUUAAAGUCAUCAAUAGAAAUUGUUAAAGAGGUAUUAAAGGAUACAAAACAUAAGAAUAAUUGGAGAAAAGGAAUUUUAGUUGAAACAAACGAAAGAAUGGAAAAUAUGCGAAGAUAUUUAAAGAAAAAAGAAAAAUUAAAACAAUAUCGUACUUCGAUAGUUCAAAUUGAAAGUAAUAGUGGUACUCCAAACUCACCAAACUUUAAAUAA